AUGUCAUACGCUUUGGCUUCUAAGAAGCGAAAGUUCCACCGCGUACUUGACUCAAUCUCGCUCGGCUCUUCCCAAAAGCCAGCAUCGCCCCAACUGUCAGUAGCAGGAGGAGACAAUUUAAUGCUCUCCGGAACGACGCAACCGAACCCUUCAAUAAAACGUGUUCGACUAUCACGAGACGAUAGCCCUGACAGUACGUCAGCUACUCCUUCGAACAGACUUAUUUCCCGGCAUUCAACACCCUCAACUACGUCCCUACGACCUAGCUUUGUGCCCUGGGAUCGCGAACGGUUCCUGGAACGGUUGGAGACCUUCCGCAACGUUGAACGAUGGAAGCCGCAGCCAGAUGCUAUAAAUGAAGUACAGUGGGCGAAGAGGGGGUGGUCGUGCACCGAUAAGGUUCGAGUGGAGUGUGUUGGCGGGUGUGGCCACUCCGUUGUUGUCAAGCUGCCUGACGAUAUAGAUGACUUGGAAGAAUAUGAUAGUGAAAAGAUAGCGGACCGGAAGGAAGUUCGAGCUCAAUUGGUCGUCAAAUAUCAAAGUUUAAUUGUCGAAGGGCAUGCAGAGAAAUGUCCCUGGCGGAAAUCUGGGUGCGAUGAUUCCAUCCAGCGUCUAUCCCUAGCGAAAGCAGAGCCAGCAUUGCAUAAUCUCCGAGCACGAUAUUUAAAUCUCUUGUCCGUUGGCGGUAGGCUGCCACCGAUGGAAACUCUCAAACUGCCAGAGAAAUUCGACAUAGGUCUUACAUUGUCGUCCUUGCCUCCUGGGGCUUUAAGUGACGACGUGAAGCCGAGUGAUAACACCACCGAAACAAAUACACCAAAAGAUGUCACUCCGAGCAAGGACAUGGAGAACUCCAACGAACAUCCGUCAAUUGUUACCAAUAAGACUGCGUUUACCCUUGCAUUCUUUGGAUGGGACGUCUCUGGAGAAGCAAGCGCGGGUCUAGCUGGUUGCAAAGCUUGUUUCAGGCGACUGGGUCUAUGGAUGUAUAUACCCAAGGAAGACGGAAGUGCUGCUCUUUACUCAGAACUGGAUAUUGUUAGCGAACACUUGGACUAUUGCCCUUGGAUAAACUCGGAGUCCCAGAGCGGAAGAAAGUCAGGACUAUGUGGCUGGGAAGCACUGGGGCGUGUUAUGGAAAGUGAGCAUCGUCGGCAAACGUGGUCUAAAAAUGAGACAUCGAAAGCUGAACAGGUGUCCACAAGCUCGACGGAACCUGCCCCUGAGCAAGCAGACGAGGAAACUAGAAAGACCAAAGACCGAGAAUGGUGGGCGAAACUUCGACGUGUUCGCCAGGCACUCCAGCCUAAGGGAGCCAAAAAGGCAAAACCCACUUGA
Molecule: messenger RNA, 1338 nt
Organism: Arthroderma uncinatum
Lineage: Eukaryota; Fungi; Ascomycota; Eurotiomycetes; Onygenales; Arthrodermataceae
Exons: 3
Coding region: 1-1338 (445 amino acids)
Cellular component (GO): nucleus
Molecular function (GO): zinc ion binding
Source: RefSeq, a predicted model, not a curated record